ACAGUCGAUGCGUGGUGUAGCCGCGACAGUGUGUGUUGUGUGGAUUUUUUUGUUUAUAUUGUGGUUGCCUUGAUGUGAUUACAAAAAUAUUAAUAGAGAUGAAAAAAAUUCGAUCCUUGUGUUUAUAUGUUUAACAUGACUACGCUUCGUUUCAAUUAAAGCGUUUAUAAGGAUUGAUUAUCUACGAUGACGAUAUUAAUUUAUGACUAUUACGAAUUGGAGGAGAGAGCCUCCAGACAUCUCAACGCAUGGAAAGCGUGGCAUUUGAUACUGUUUUCCGCAGCAGGAAUAUUCGGUAUCCUGAACUAUGUGUUCCUCCAGAACACCAUGCAGUUAGUAGAGUACAAUUGUGUGCUGAUGCCAAGGAAGUUGGAAUUCCGAACCUUCGAAUUGCCCAACAAUACGGCUGACGUCGACAAUAAUAAAAUAAACUCAACAUAUUUUAGCUUUAAAGGAAUAUCGAGCAAUACUGAGAAAACUGAAGCCUAUGUAACUGAAGCAGUGACUGAACAAAAUGACUCGGCUCACGACGAUAAUAAAACUAAUACAGUUAGUAAGAAUAAAAGAGAAGCGAUAGAGAACGACGUUCACCGUGAUAUUAUUGUUGAAGAGGAGAACGUGAUGAUGUUGACAGGUUUAGGAAAUGAAACCCAUCGUCUAGUUCUGGAUACGUCACGGACAUUGUUCGCACGGGAUAUGGACUGCCAGUUCACCGAAUACAUGCCUAUCAUGUCCACGGUGUUCGCUGCUCUCUGGAUAACUUUCUUCACCAUGUGCCCAGGAGGUGGACAUUCUAGAACAGGACUUCAGCAACCAUGGCGUAUCGUCAUACCAGCACUGCUGUUCUCUUUGAUACUUGUAGGAGUGACGGGUCACAACUUCACACAAACGAACAGGGGCAUCCAGGACUUCUGUGCAGCCUUCUUUAACAUAACCAAUACUACUACUUGUUCCGCGGCGAAUGCGCACCUGGAGAACGGCCUGUCCACGUGGUGGGGGCUGGGCGGGCGCGCGGCGGCGACGCGCGCGGCGUGCGCAGCCGCGUGGGGCAGCUGGGCGUGCGGCGCCGCGCUGCUGCUGGCGCGCUGCCUCACCGCCAGGGACUUCGUCGUGCGCCGCACGGCCGUCACCAUCGCGCGCGACCCGCACCAGAAAGUAACUCCAUAUUUGAAAAAGACGAAACGACGAAAAACUUCCCUAAACUCCCCUGUAGCCAGGGACACCGUUUCGAUAAAAUCCGAGCCGACAGCUACAACGGAAUUGGUUACAGCAUCUAUUGAACAAGGCCAGGAAACCGCACUCAACACUCCCGAAGUCACACCUGUAAGGAGAUCCAAAAAGGAAGUCGCUAUAGAAAUGAAUGACUCGCCGCAAACCAUAAUUAAUAAAAUAAAAUAAGUAAUUGGAUUAUAUGAGCCGUCACGUGAUCUUUUGAACAUACCAUCACACAUAAAUUAGCCAAAACUUCUUCUCUCCUUAAUUUUUUCAGGAAUAAUUUAAUGAAAUAAAUGUUUUACACCUUGUCUUAACUAUACCUAUUGACUUAGAUAACGAUAUUUUCGGUUCCAGGGUCGUAAAUUUUUAACCGCCAUUAAAUGCCUACUAAAACACGAGUAGGAAACGUUUUGCUACAAUCUUUUGCUCAAUUUAACAACAAUUAUUCUUAUAUCGCAUAACGAUUCUACACUUUUUCAAGGCUCAAUUAUUAAUAUUAAUACAUAUAAAGUUUCCGCGUUAUCUGCAUUUCACAGCAUUGUAAACGAAACAUGCUAAAAAGUAUAAUCAGUUAUAAAUAAAAGAUUGAUUUAUAAGUCAACGGCAUGAAUUUAUCAUAACUCUUGAGUUAAGUAUACGGGUAAGGUAUUUUUAUUAAUAUUAUGUAUAGUCGUGUUUUGUAAUCAAGAAAAUGUGUAUGCAAAUAAUUUAUUGUAAGUAAAAUGCUAAUUAAAGGGCGCUAUGAUUAUGUAUCACACACGCCUAAUCUUCGUACGAUAAAAAUUAACAAAGCACAAACAUUAAAAUGUUUUGCGCCAUAAAAUGAUAUAUUAUAUAUACUUAUAUUUAGAUGUUAUUGCUCAUAGAGCAACACGGGCCACCGGCGGACUGAAGGCCAAAGGGGAGUAGCCAUAGGGUUUUGGCCGAUACAGAGCUGUCUAUCAUUUUUUGCGGGAGGAAAUCUACACAUACGAAAACAAUAGAAUGUCAUUACGAAACUCACAAACUCACACAUAACAUUUAUAAUUUUAAAUUUAAUAACAAUAAAGUAACAUUUUCACACACACACAUAUAUAAAAUACAGUAUAAUAGCUGAUUUACACAGGAACAGUAACUGGCUCCAAAUUCGAGACAAGUCAAUGCUGACCCGGCAUAAUGUAAAUUGUCAGUCAGUUCUCGGCGCCAGCACUGGCGCCUGUUACUGACCCCGUGUAAAUCAGCCUUUAAGGCUGAUCGUCAUCAUCAUCAUCUAACAGUAUCGCUCGGUGACAGCGACUACUCGGAUACAGACUCGGAUCAAUCGCUAGUCCGAUCUGCAUAUUGUAGGAGGACGCUCGGCGUGUGAUGGUAAAAAUGAAGUAAAUAACAAUUAUGUAAUUAAAAAUUACUUAUAUAUGAAAGGUAACGCUAUCUUACUGUAAAUUUGACGUGGGAGAUUUCUUUUUGCAGUGAAAAACUGAACCAUUCGACAUUUCAUGUACGCAUAGGACCGCGUGGACCACGGAAUAUAAAAAACAAUGGACUUAUACUUUGACACAGGGGAACGGCUGCGUAUAUUUACUCCCCUCCGAUCCGUCCGUGGCCCGUGUUGCUCGAUUAUUGCUACAUUCAUUUUUUGAUAUGUGGUCUUGAAUAAAUUGACAAUAUAGAGAGCCGUGUGUGUGUUCAUUGACAUAUUAGAUUAAACAGAUAAAUUGGUCAUGGAUAAGAAAAUUUAUUAGUAAUAUUAAAAUACAGUUGUGAUUUGUGAGCAACAACACCAUACUGACUGCGCCAUUAUUUUCUAAAAAAAUAGAAUGCUUCAAAUUAGUCUUAAUACUUUAUGAUGAUUUAUUUUUAAUAAAUGAAUACAGAAUGUUGCUUGAUU
Parnassius mnemosyne (clouded apollo) is the source of this 3082-nucleotide messenger RNA. The record is from the annotation of a GenBank genome assembly. NCBI's taxonomy places the organism in Eukaryota, Metazoa, Arthropoda, Insecta, Lepidoptera, Papilionidae.